This is a messenger RNA of Aptenodytes forsteri (emperor penguin), 3220 nucleotides long. It is a transcript of the gene SGO2, whose product is annotated as shugoshin 2. The transcript has 9 exons. The record is from RefSeq and is a predicted model, not a curated record. Gene Ontology annotation, cellular component: chromosome, centromeric region. NCBI's taxonomy places the organism in Eukaryota, Metazoa, Chordata, Aves, Sphenisciformes, Spheniscidae. The coding region runs from base 57 to 3107 and encodes 1016 amino acids.
GCGCCCUGAGGGACGGGCGAAGUAACGUCCCCACUCCGCCGCAACCGGCAGCGGGGAUGGAAGCUAUGGCAUCUCGGGAGGCUUCUGAAACAUCCUUCUUCAGCCUGAGUGGUGUAAGGGAGCGGAUGCGGGAGAAGAAAAACGGUGCCUUGAGGACUGCGAAGUUGAAUGCCUCGCUUGCAUCAAAAAUCAAAACGAAAAUCAUUAACAACUCCUCCACUAUUAAAGUCUCCCUUAAGCACAACAAUAAAGCACUGGCCCUGGCCCUCAAUGCGGAGAAAGCCAAUGCACAGCGGCUCACCCAGGAGAAGACCAUCUUACAGAAGGAAGUGGAGCAGUGCCACUUCCAGAAUGCUGUGCUGCGGCACAAGCUCUCCUUCCUGAAUAACACCUUGAAAGAACUUGAAAACCUUAUUGCUGCAGUUAAGAUGGCCCGGCUGUCUGAGUUCCAUACAAGUUCUGCAUCCUUGUCCAAUGGCCAGAAGAGCAGCAUGACUGAAGAUAGCUGGGCUGAUGAUAUUGCAGAUGGUCAGCUUGUGAGGGCUGCAGGGAUGCCAAUGAGGGUGCCCAUUUCCAAGCUGUGUGAUGCAGGACAGCAAGGUGGCAGCUCCACAGCAGUACAGACAUCCUCACUAGAUCUUCAGAGACCUGCUUCUAAUGAGCCCCCGGAAAUUGUGCCUGUUGCCUCCAAAGACACUUUGCCACCACAGCCUGCUGAGAAGCCUCAGUCCCACCAGGAAGAGAAUGGGAAGAAGCCAACUGAAGCAAUGGAAGCGCAAGAGGCUUUUCUUGACUCUUGCAUCUUUGGAGAGGCCUUGUGCACCACCCAACAAAAUCCCAACAAUUUGCCAGUGCUUGCCUGUGAAAGUCAUCCUCUUUCGUAUGAGGGUGAUCAGAUGGCAAAACAUUUCUUCGAUCGUCUGUCACAAGGGCAUGUUACUCAGAGGAGAAAGCGUUCCACCCUGUUUGCAACAAGCACUCCAUCUUCUGGUGUGGAUAUCUUUCCAUGUGUCAGUUCCACUCAGGCAGCUCGGUGGAGUAUCACAAAGGACAGCAGCAGCUCCAGUAAGAGUGACCCACAGCCACAGCUGAAAUCUCCCAGCUCUCUGGCUUCACCUACUCAAGCCAGUGUUAUUCCUGAUAGAAAAUCUUUGGGUAAAGAGACUUUCUGUGAUCAGCCACAGGCUAAAGGAACUGGGUGUGGUGUUGAAACAGACCCCAGCUAUAGCCAAGUCCCUGAGUUUGUUCCUGUAAAGGUUAAAAGCAGAGAUAAUUGUAAAACUGGUGAGAAAACAACUGUUAAAAAAACAAGCACAGGAAAAAAGAAAACAAAUGCAAUUAAAAACAGUGCAGAAAGUAGUCCUGAUCUACCUCAAGGUGAGGAGAGUGCUCAAAAUGCAAAGAAGCUUCUUCAGCCAAAAGUUGCAACAUGCUCUAGUGAGUCUGAAGUUUCUGAGAUGAGGCAGAAGGCUUGCGUGGGGGCUUUUGACAGGAAGAACAGAGGCUGUGAUGUGGAGCAACACUCCCGCUCUCCUGAUGAAGUCCAAGAUCUCAGAAGAACAUACGUGGUGACUCCAGCACAGCUGCACAGUCUUGGAAGUGGUGACUUACUGCAACAGGUUAAGAAGGAAGCUGUAUUUGAGAUCCAAAGUAUGGAGAGCUUGUCAAAAAGCCCAGUUCGUACCUUCUCAAGUCAUGAAGUUCCCUCAGAUGAUUCCAGUCUACAAAAUUCACUUUUCUUGAGGAAAGAGAACUCAAGUGCCUGUGCUUUGCAAAAGGGCUCAAGUGUGAGCACAAAGAGCAUCAGACAGAAAACCAACAGAAAAACUAGAGUAAUUAGGCAAAGAGAUGACUCUGAGGAGGAGAAUCUGCCAAAAAGCGUGAAAAUACCAGAGGCCAAAGCUGAGGAACAGUCUAAAGGAAGCCAGACAAGCAGGAAGAAGACUGUCAAGAAAAGCAGUUGUAGUGAUCAGAGAAAUGAAGUUGAUGUUUUUGGGCCAUGUAUAGAUGUUCAAGGAGUAGCUAAGGAGAGCACAGAGGAGUCACUAGGUAAUCUUAAAUGUAGCAGGAAAACUUAUGUUGUCCGUCCUUUGGAUCUUGCAGGAAACUUGGGUUGUGUCCAGACAGAUUUUGAAGGGGGUGAAAUUGUACCUCCCAGGACUAUUCCUGGAAGCAAAGCUAGCAAAAUCCCCAGAGUUCAGAGGAUGGUGGCUGCUCAGAGCAAUAAAAGACAGACAGGGGGCCUUCAGGAAAAGGGGCAAGCUAAAGUUGACAACAACAUGAAUGCCUCAGAAAAAGAGGCCUAUCCCAAACCGAAGCCUCAGAGGAAGAGGAACACCUCUAGACCUUCAGAGACUGAUUCCCUGGCCAGACAAAGUGAUGGUGCCAAGGCGCUCAUUGGAAGUUCAGCAGAAAUUGCAUCCAAGCAAACUGUCCUGAUGGGGAAGUUUUCCUGCAUUACAGAUCUGCUGUCUGAGCCCGAUGCCUUCCUGGAAGAGCAGAUAGCUGAGAUACCGCUUACAAAUAAUCUUAUGGAUGUUUCACACAGUCUUGAAUCCUCCUCUGUGACCUGUUCUGCAGCUUCGCCUGUCAGCUCCAGGUUUACAGAUGUGCCAGUUUCCAAGAGCUUAAGUACUGAGGGCAACAGAAUGCCAGAGAAAUCCUCUGUUUGGCCAGAAAGCUCCAUGAUAUUUAAAGAAAAGACUGCAGAGGAAAUACCUAGGGAAAGAAACCAAGUUGAGUCAAGUUCUCAGACCUCAUCUUCACAGGAACCUGAGAUCAGGCCACUACAGGACUUGACCAAUGCCAGGACUCUGUCUUCCUCCAGCUCGGAAGAAGUGUCGAGGCGCUCAUUCAGGCAGAGACGGGAGCCAGCCUGCUAUGCAGAGCCAAAACUCAACAGGAAACUGAGGCGGGGCGACCCAUUUACAAACAUGGAGUUCUUCCACUCCCCUCCCCACAAAACCAAAAAGAAGAAAACUGCCAAAGCCGAGGAAAUGACCAAGAAGAUCAAAGAGGAAAAAGAAUGGCUUCCUGAAGAAUGUUCCAGUGCCAAGGCAGGCAAGCUAAUAACAAUGGGAAGAGACAUGGAGUCAGAAAUAAAAUAGUGGUUGAACAGGCAGCCUCCAAGCUCCUAGGGGCUUGUGCGUCUGCCAGAGUAUCUCUAAUGUUUUGCAUAGCUUAUUUUUUAUUUUAAAGUAUAAAUAAAGUAUUCUAUGUG